CCCGCCAUCCCGCCUUUCGCUAGCAAGCACUACCACACCCCCAUGUCGACAAUCAACUACGCACGCCUCGAGGGCAUCCAGAAGAGCGAGCUCCCUGGGGCCAUUAUCUUGGCUGCCAUAUACCUUCCACUCUUCAUCUUCAACGUCGUUCGAAGCAUACGCCAUCCCACAUAUGUGCUCUUCGUUCUGUCAUUCUUCUGCAUCGUACGCGUCACAGCGUUCACGCUCAGGGCUAUCCUGGCUGGUAGCGAUACUGCAGGCGAGAAUGUCAGCCUCGUUAUCGCAGAGUCGAUCAUCUACUCCGUUGGGUUCUUCGGGCUAUUGUACUCCGCAUAUACGCUCGUACUCGACCGUGAACGCAUGAUCGGCCGCGGCCAGCCUCAGCCCGGCCCCAUCGGCUUUCUGCUCACCAUCAUCAGCAACCGGAAGAUCAUCCGAAUGGCACUUACCGCUGCCAUCGCCCUAGGGGUGACCGCAGGCUCGAUGAUGGGCUCGAGCCAGCAGUCGACGCUCAACACGGCGAACAGCCUCCGCGAGGCGAGCGUCUACAUCUUCCUUGCGGUCUCCGCAUGCUUGGUACUCGUCGCAUCCCACCUCGCGUUUGAGGAAGUACAAGCUGGGUCAAACAACUACGACGCGCCCGUCGGCCGCAAGUACCGCAUAUUCGUGCUCCUCGCCAUCGCAUUUCUCUGUCUCGCACGCGAGGCGUUCUAUGCCGCGACAGAAAACAACGUUGCCAAGCAAGACAGUGCACGGCUCUGGUACCCGCUCUCUGCGCUCACUGAGCUCCUCGCAGUUCUGCUGUUUGCAGUCCCCGGGCUCGUCCCGUCGAGACGCGAGAUCGCCGAGGCUGGCGAGCAGCUCAAGACGACGGAUUCAAGCUCGAAUCUGGAGCUGCAUGGCUAUAGUGCUUGAUUUUUUUCCCUGCCGUCCGGUAUAUCCCUGUUUAGGUGUGUUGCGUAUAUCCAAAGAAAGGCCAAUACGCGCGUCUCGGACAAUAGUGGUAUGUCUCGUCACUUGUACCGCUUCGUAUCCGUGAAAGAGGGCCGCCCUACUCCACGGAUGAGGCAAAUGGGUGACCAACAGCGUCGAAGAGGUUGCAAAGCCUCGUACCAAAAUAGAACGCCCUCCUGAUUGGAGGCGUCCUCGCACACAUGCUCGCUUCCAGCCUCUUAAGUUUCGGAAGAGGCGGUACCGUCGUUCCUCCAUAUGGACUCGCACCGCCAUUUAGAACCAAGUCUUGUGCAAUAAUAGAGCGUUGUGACCGCCCCAA
This is a messenger RNA of Phanerochaete carnosa HHB-10118-sp, 1273 nucleotides long. RefSeq lists its product as uncharacterized. The coding region runs from base 43 to 915 and encodes 290 amino acids. Lineage: Eukaryota; Fungi; Basidiomycota; Agaricomycetes; Polyporales; Phanerochaetaceae. The transcript is spliced from 6 exons. The record is from RefSeq and is a predicted model, not a curated record.